GGAAGGAUGGUCAACUGCCUUGGAAGUCUCUACCAGAAGAUAUGAAGCGUUUCAAGAAAAUCACGACGGGCGGGCACUGUAACGAUAAUGUGAAGAAUGUGUGCAUUAUGGGAAGAAAAACGUGGGAGUCUAUUCCAGAGAGGUUCAGGCCCCUUAGGGACCGUAUUAACGUUGUGAUCUCCUCAACUAC
Perkinsus marinus ATCC 50983 is the source of this 190-nucleotide messenger RNA. Its product is annotated as dihydrofolate reductase, putative. Gene Ontology annotation, molecular function: dihydrofolate reductase activity; NADP binding. Gene Ontology annotation, biological process: folic acid metabolic process; dihydrofolate metabolic process; tetrahydrofolate biosynthetic process. The annotation marks the transcript as partial. Lineage: Eukaryota; Perkinsozoa; Perkinsida; Perkinsidae. Gene Ontology annotation, cellular component: mitochondrion. The record is from RefSeq and is a predicted model, not a curated record. The transcript has a single exon.